GUGUUAAAGGCCAGAGGAUAACGAUCGUUUUCCAAUGAAGUCGUCCGCGAGCGUAUUAACGUUUCGUCUUUUUUUCUCGUUUGACUUCGUACAUCGUCGACAAAAUGACAGGAAUUCCCUCGGGGCUGAAAAUAUGCGAUGCAAUCUAAAUCCACGAUCACCGUCAGUCACGAGAACGAGGAAAAUGAAUCGAUGGAAGAGUCUGUUUUCGAGCAGAUAUGCGACACAAUAUUCGUUCUGAUACCAGAAGUGCCGCGACUGAAGCAGCUGUUCCUAAGUUGGAGCCAACUAGGCACCGAAGACAGAGUACAAUUAGACGCGAAAGUGGCCAACUGGUGCUGUCCUAACAGGCGACAGCUAUACAAACCUUUGCAAGAGGCGUUGAUUCGCUGGGAAACUGUGCAGGACACUCAAGGCGCUCCCGGUUGCGAGCCAGGUAUGGUCUCGUUUUCCUGUGAUCCUCAGCUGGAGGAGGAGUUGGUCAGCGUUAUUUACAGCCUGGAACUUUUGUUCAGCAAAAAUCGACGAAGCAGAGAGAUCGAUAUGGACUACGAAAUUGGUCGAUGCACAGAAUUAAGAAGAGAGAUGUCCUUGAAUCUAAACUGCGAUGGAAAUCUAUGCUCGAUUCUCAGUGCAAAAGACAGGACACCUCACUCUGUGCAUAGUUGCAGCUACAUAGCCGAUUUUAAACGACCUGACGAAGAACUGAGCGGUUAUCUGACCAAUUAAGGAUCGAUCGUUAUAUUUCAGCUCAUUUUCAUCUCUGACGUUCUGUCCGAAUUUAUCGAAAAUUCUCUAAAUGUAGAAAAACUGAUCCUUUCUUUUGCGGGCAACUUGUAUUUGAUUAUCCUGGAUGGAUUUCUUCAAUAGGACAGACAAAGUAGUAUAAAGUAUAACGUAAGUGCUAACAAAUAUAAAAAAGUAUAGUUAACUAGAGUAGUUUGAAGAAAGGGUUAGGUUUCUUUGCGAUAAAGAAUUAUUUUUCAAGGCAUAGCCAAUGAAAUUUCACGAUGAAAUUAUAAAUACACUGGGAAAAACUAGUUAAUAAGAAAUCAUUCGAACGACGACAAUUUUAUCGAAAAUACCAGAGAUAAUAUUUUAUCAGACGAGUACUAUAGUUCUGUUGAUUAAAAAUACAAUAUAUAAAACAAACUGCUAAUUUAUCUGGCUUACUGUAACAAAAGCGAUAGAUACUUGUCAAGGU
Bombus pascuorum is the source of this 1204-nucleotide messenger RNA. RefSeq lists its product as uncharacterized. The transcript is spliced from 3 exons. Lineage: Eukaryota; Metazoa; Arthropoda; Insecta; Hymenoptera; Apidae. The coding region runs from base 139 to 729 and encodes 196 amino acids. The record is from RefSeq and is a predicted model, not a curated record.